AUGGAAAAAUGCGAUGGUCUGCCACUAGCAGUGGUGGUGCUUGGAGGAUUAUUGUCCACAAAAAGGAAGACAGCGGAGGAAUGGAGACACGUGCUUCAAAACAUCACCUGGCAUCUCAUUGAUCAAGAUCGCGUUUCUGCAAUUUUAGCCCUAAGCUAUAAUGAUUUGCCUUUCCACUUAGAAUCAUGUUUUCUCCAUUUGGGUCUUUUCCCCGAGGAUUCCUCUAUAUCGAAAAUAAAGUUGAUACACUUGUGGGUUGCAGAAAAAUUCUUACCACAACAAGGAGAAGAACCCGCAGAAGGUGUUGCUGACAAUUGCUUAAACGAAUUGGUUGAUAGGUGCAUGAUCCAGGUGGCAUCACUAACCUCACUUGGAAAGUGGGCAGCAAGUUGCAUCGCCAGCAUCACAACGCAACAAAUCUCGGAGGCUUGCAAUCCAUGGUGA
This is a messenger RNA of Prunus armeniaca (apricot), 444 nucleotides long. The record is from the annotation of a GenBank genome assembly. Lineage: Eukaryota; Viridiplantae; Streptophyta; Magnoliopsida; Rosales; Rosaceae.